AUGUCCAAUCAUCAACGUCGAGGAGUCAACAUGAAUCGAUCACCUAUACCACGUUACACACCCCCACCAUCGCCUUUCCUCUCCCAUCAAACUAUCACCUUCCUCGCAUCUUGGCGUGGACAAUUACUGGUCUGUACGAUCGUCCUCGUCAUCGGUGCGAUCUACUUCUUCGUCAGACCACCGAUCGAUCAAUGGCAUCGCAGACGUAAAGAAGCAUUAUCUAGGAAGAGGGAACUAGAAUUAAUGAAGAUGGCAGAAAAAGAGGAGCAGUCCAACAAAGCGGAGGAGAAAGAUGAUAUACCAAUCAAAGCGGGUAAUAGUGGCUCGAUCAAGGAUAGAGGUAGAGAGAAGAAUAAAAAUCAGAGUGGUAACAGGAAAAGAAUAAAUUCACAUUUGAAACCACCUACAACAGAUACUGGGACAGGUGGAAGUCCAAUAGAAUCUUCUCCUGCACCUGCUCCUUCAAAAUCAUUAUCCUCCCCUACACCUACCAAACCUAAGCGAUCACUCUCUAAUACGCAUCCGAACAACGCUUCGUCCAGCAAACUACAACAGAAGAGUGAUCCUAAAUCGUCUAAACCACUUCCACUUUCUACUCCAAGCAGACAAAAACCACCUCCACCUAUCAUCGUUCCCAAACCGUGUAUCAAUUCGACGGACCCUUGGAACAUCCCAUUACCACCUUCACCCAUUGCUGGACCAUCCAAACUCAAUAGAGUAAACGGAGUGAACGGAUUGGGCAUGGAAGAAAUCUCGGACGAUGCUGGUAGUGUCAGUGUGAAUGAUCGUACUGAAGAAGAACCAAUUGAAGUACCAGCCAAAAAGAAGUUCGAAGGAUUUUCAAUCUAUCCUGAUGAAGGGUAUCUACCCCCUGCUGUUCAGACGCCUGGUAAUACCAAUAAAAAGAAGAAAAGGAAGAACAAGACUCCUACUGGUAUUUCAGCCGGGAUUAACGGAUCAACAGCGAUGAUGGAAACUUCGUCUUCGGAGAAAAAUCCCAUCAACAAUUCUGAUGAGAUAAUCGAGAAUCACAUCAACGGUAAUUCACUUGUUACGAUUAGUACAAGUCUGACUAAUGGAGGUAGGAGAGUAAGACAUCAACAUACCCGUACAUCAUCUAUUACUCUUUUACCCAACCUGAAUGUGACGGAGUUGAGGGAGAUAGUGGAGCGAAGGGACGAGACGAUCGAUCAGCUCCGGGCGGAGAUCGGUAUGGCGAAAGCUGAGGAGUCGAAAGCAAAGGAGGAAGCUGUAAGAGCUCGGAUGGGUGAAGAGAAGAUCAGAGGUGAAAUGGAGAGAUCGAAGAGAGGUAGUUAUGUCAGGAGUGAUAGUCAGGCAUCAUCGGUUCAAGGUCAAGGUUCAGGUCAGGGGAUUACUGGAGGGCAGGAAAGAAGGAGAGAAGCCGAGCUUCAAAGUCGGCUGGCUCAGAUGCAACAACUUUACACCACCGCUCUUAGUCGCUUGUCGACAUAUGAAAGUACCCUUCGAGAUUCAGGCAUCAUGUUACCUCCUCUACCUUCACCCAUACCUAUGCUUCACCCUCAAUCGCCUCUUCCUCCCAUGCCCACUUCACCAUACGUACCUAGUCCAGGUCCAGGUAGGAACACACCCAUAAUGGGAGGAGGGUUCAUACCGUAUCCUUCCCCUGGGAUGUAUCCUUCCCCAAUGCUUCAUCCUACUCAUACACAUUAUCAUCACCAUACGCACUCGCAUUCGCCUAGUCCGUAUCGACGCACGAGCAGUUUCGUAGGUGCGCCAAAUGGGAAUGGAGAGAUGAUCAGUUAUCCAAUCGACUCGAUGGAUCUUAUAGGGGGCCCUAUGGAUAUUGGAUCUUCCACUAUGCCGAUUGGACUAGGUCAUCUGAAUGGCCAUGGACAGGAAGGUGAGAAGGAUAGGGAAAGGAGAAGACAGAGUAUAGAAUCGUCAGUGUUGAAAAGGAAAGUUCAACAUUUGUCUGCGGUUGCGGUCGAAAAUGACACUGACAAUGGGAAUGGGGAAGUGGUUGAAGAGGAAGAAGUUGAAUCAUCGGAUAAACCGACGAGUAGCUCAAGUAAUGGUAAUCAAAAUGAAGGAUCUAUCGGUGAAAGUGUAGAGAGUGUACUUUCUACUGAAGAACGCAAUUUGAGUUUCAGUGUGAAUGGAAAUACGAAUACGAAUACGGAUACGAAUACGGGUACGGUGAUUAGAGUGAUGUUGGAUAGUAAGAGAGGUAACGUCUAUUACCAUGAUGGAGUUGUCACAGACAAUGAGAAUACCGAUGCCCCUGAAGCUGAAAUUCAAGGUGAUGAACCAGAGUCGGAGUCUAGAGAAAAAGGAGAAUUUCAACCUAUCUUUGCAUCUCUCGCACAUACACCUGAACAAAUUGAAGAAAUGAGACAAAUCAGUCGAAAACAACAGGACCAAAAGCGAGAAAGGGGGACAAGUGUUAGUUCGAGUUUGAGUUCUACCAAAGGUGUGGGCAUGGGAGCUGGAUUGGGCAAUGGGGGAUUGUUGACUCCUAGUCCUUGUAAGAGUCCCGUACCGUUGAGGGGUUAG
Kwoniella botswanensis is the source of this 2535-nucleotide messenger RNA. RefSeq lists its product as uncharacterized. The transcript has 2 exons. NCBI's taxonomy places the organism in Eukaryota, Fungi, Basidiomycota, Tremellomycetes, Tremellales, Cryptococcaceae. Bases 1 to 2535 code for a protein of 844 amino acids. The record is from RefSeq and is a predicted model, not a curated record.